Messenger RNA from Brienomyrus brachyistius, 2284 nucleotides. Its product is annotated as F-box only protein 11-like. Gene Ontology annotation, biological process: protein ubiquitination; regulation of apoptotic process; ubiquitin-dependent protein catabolic process. The transcript is spliced from 5 exons. NCBI's taxonomy places the organism in Eukaryota, Metazoa, Chordata, Actinopteri, Osteoglossiformes, Mormyridae. The record is from RefSeq and is a predicted model, not a curated record. Gene Ontology annotation, molecular function: zinc ion binding. The coding region runs from base 335 to 679 and encodes 114 amino acids.
AAAAAAUCUAGAGGUUGAUGCCUCAACAUGUGCAAAAAUAACCGACAUGUUUAGUGCUGUAGCUUCGGUUUCCAAGCCAACAGUAACGUUACCUGACGACACUAAACAGGUGAACAUAGCACAUGGAGGAGAGGUGACUAGUCAUGGCGGCACCCAGGCAGAGGAGCAGGUAUCUGACAGUGAAGUCAAGGAGGGACAGAGACAGAGUGAGCAGGAGGAGUGUAGUUGAAACGGGAUUGAGAUCACCAAUCAUGCCACUGCAACUCUGGAAGGAAAUCAAAUUUUCAACAACCGCUUUGGAGGCUUGUUCCUCGCCUCUGGUGUCAAUGUGACAAUGAAAGAUAACAAGAUAAUGAACAACCAAGAUGCCAUUGAAAAAGCUGUCUCUAGGGGGCAGUGCCUGUAUAAGAUUUCCAGUUACACCAGCUACCCGAUGCACGAUUUUUAUAGGUGUCACACAUGCAACACCAAAGACCGUAAUGCCAUCUGCCUGAACUGCAUCAAGAAGUGCCAUCAAGGACAUGAUGUUGAGUUCAUUCGGCACGACAGGUUUUUCUGUGACUGUGGAGCAGGGACAUUGUCAAACCCAUGCACACUUGCUGGAGAGCCCACACAUGACACAGACACUCUGUAUGACUCUGCCCCUCCUAUAGAGUCCAAUACAUUGCAGCACAACUGAGCUUGACCUCAGCUGUUACCUUUUAAAGGGCCGUGGACUAAACGCACCAAAUGGAUGCUUUGAUCAGUCUGGACCCAAAAAGACUCCAUGUUUAAUGUAUGAUGAUGGAGAAAGAUAUGCACACUAGAAAUAAAAUCUUUAAAAACAUACUAAAAAACUGAAAAGCAAAAGCUGACCCAGCUUCUAAUGGAGAAGUUUAUAUAUUUAAAGAAAACCUUUAAAAGGCUUUCCUGUGUCUGUGGAUGUAAAACUUUUUUUUUCUGUUAAUGCAAACGUUUUGAAGAAAAGAAGAAAUGAACGUCGAAGAGAAGCAAUAUGUUGACUCAGGAUUAUGGAGAGUAAGGGGGCGUGACUUCAGCUGUACUGCCUCUGUGCAACAUCUGAGAUGCUGCUGUAAGAGGAGCUUAGCUGCAGUCUGGUACCCAGAAACACAAGGAGCCAUAGUCCCUCUCACUGAAGAGGGAUGUCAUCCUGUUCAGUAGGCUGGGCGCUGCCCAUACGGCCACCUUGGCAACUGUUUCUAGACAGCAGUGGUGCUGGUAAAUGUUUGGUGAAGGAACAAAAGGUGAUCUAGCACUUCAGCUUUUUUUAAUGCCAUUCUGAUUGACACAUGAUUUUAAUGCUUUCCCACAUAGUUUUGUAUUUUCAAGCAGAAAUCUUACUGUACUUGAAUGUCUUAUUAUUAUUAUUAUUAUUAUUAUUAUUAUUAUUAUUUUAUUUUGAUAACACUCCCUUUGCUUACUGUAUACCUUGUCAAGCCCCGGUAUCUAAGUUCUUUCUGUGAAAGAGAAAUCAAUGGAUUACACAGAUUUGAUUUAGGAACGCUAAAUUUACUCCAGCAAUGUUAAUAUAUUAAAAGUAAUGUUUUUUUUUCCUUUUCUUUAAUUGCAAAAGCAAAAGGAAUGUUUUGAGUAGUGUGCAUUCUUGAGCUGUGUUACCUUUUGCUAAGGUAUAAACAAUUUUGUUGAUACACUUAAAUGUGGUUAAGGCUGCUUGAAAUGACUGUUGGGGUAACCCUGUUAAGUCUCCCAUUGGUGCUCAGGCACACUAGGGACUUAGGGCUUGUAAUGCACAAAAAGUCACGUCAGGUGGUUAAAACGUUUCACAUGGGUAAUGGUGGGUGAAGUGUGCUAAAUGUUAAUCUCUGUGGAUAUCUGGCCAUUUCUGGAAGUUUUAGUUGAAAUGAUCUACAGGAAUACAUGUCUCAAAACAUUUAUUUUAACCCCUGGGGCUCAAGCAAGGCACAGCAAAUGAGUACUUUCUGGCAAAGCAUCACGAGAGAGUGUUUAUAGUGAUGUCUCGUGUGAGUGGCACUCGCGUGUGACUGUGACUUUUCCCCCUUUUUCCUCGAUAAGAAACGAGACAUUGCUGGAGAUGAACCCUAUAGCCCCCCGCUGUAUUAAAGCUGAUGUGCUUGUCUAUACAGCACUCAACUGUUUCAUGGCUUAUUUUUUUCUUUUUUUUUGAGGGAUUUUAUUUGUUUUUCAUUGUGUAUUGGUGACUGUGGGUUCUCAUACAGCUUGGAUUGUAUGCAUGUACCGUACCAUCUCAAUUUAAUAUAUUGUGAAGUAUUCAACAACCAUUAUGUAGAUGCUAGUAUGAAUU